AUGAUCCGUACCGCAUACACUACACUGAAGGCCGCAUCAUCCUACUCAGCCCCAUGCACAGGUGACUCAAAAGACGGGCAGGAGCGUCGGCUUGAUUUUCAAUAUUCUGCAGGGUGUCUGCUAACGUACGAGGAUAUGGGGUGUGUGGGUGAAAAUGGUGAGUGGUUGACGAAGCUUGAGUCAAACAAUGAACGGCUAAACCGAGUUGGGUAUAGCGUGCCAUGUUUGGACUCACACUUUUCUAAGGUUUCCAAGUAUCUCGCAUUACUGCCUUCUUUGGGCUUCAUUCUUAUGAUUUACAAUUCGAUACAAUUAGGUUUCAAAGUAGAACCUUGGGGGUGGCUCGGAGCUGACACGCCACCAUCCCUGGGUCAAGCUGCCACAUUUGCACCUAUGACGGAGAAUCUCAACCACCUCAUGAAGAUGGAAGACAAGAGAAUCAUAAUGCACGUGUUUUCUGUUUGUGCCGCUGUAAAGCUCAAUUGUCCAAUGAACCCAGUCAACUUUCGGGAAACAUAUUCUUUUGCGACUGUAGGACAAGAUACGGAUCUGACAUCCACAUCCGCUUCACAUCCUUCCUCAUUUUCUAGAAAGCGGAGUAAAGAGAGUACGGCACCCCAAGGUUCACACAAGCAUUUUCCUUCCCUGCUUAAAGAACUAAGCUGCGCAUACUCCAGUUUGAGCUAUGGCUAUGCUAGACUAUUCACUAAGGAUGCGGCCGGUAAACUCAUUCGAGACUUCGAGAAGCUAUCCGUUAGUCUCGGGCCAGAGAGGAAAGCAUUCUGGGCGAUGGAUGACAGGAACUUCAUCUGGGACUCUCUCCCGGCUGAGUUGGAAACUGGUGUCAUCGAGGUGCUGAAGAACGGCAAGUUUAUCGAUAGUCCAAGGGUUGUGACUCUGGGGUUUGGCGGAGACUACUUCAUGCUCAUGGAGAAGAAUUCACGUCAUUGGCAUUUGGCCGACUAUCGAGAACUCAACGCAGCCAUGGCGACGUUCCGAGAUAAUAAGGUGUUUUAUACGGCCCUGACACGCCCUUCAACAGAAUCUCGCCUUGAGCCCGCAUAG
Lindgomyces ingoldianus is the source of this 1065-nucleotide messenger RNA. RefSeq lists its product as uncharacterized. The transcript is spliced from 7 exons. Lineage: Eukaryota; Fungi; Ascomycota; Dothideomycetes; Pleosporales; Lindgomycetaceae. The record is from RefSeq and is a predicted model, not a curated record. Bases 1 to 1065 code for a protein of 354 amino acids.